Chrysochloris asiatica (Cape golden mole) is the source of this 597-nucleotide messenger RNA. It is a transcript of the gene RD3L, whose product is annotated as retinal degeneration 3-like. NCBI's taxonomy places the organism in Eukaryota, Metazoa, Chordata, Mammalia, Afrosoricida, Chrysochloridae. Bases 1 to 597 code for a protein of 198 amino acids. The record is from RefSeq and is a predicted model, not a curated record. The transcript is spliced from 2 exons.
AUGCCACUUUUUGGCUGGAUGAAAUGGUCAAAAACUGACUCCUACAAGCCCACACACUGUUCUGGCUCAGACAUCGUGACAAAGACGCUGCUUCGCGAACUAAAGUGGCAUCUCAAAGAGCGAGAAAGAUUCAUACAAGAGAUUGAAAAUGAACAGAAAGUGAAAAGAACAGGUGUGGAUUACAACUGGCUUAAAAACCACCAGAAUCCCCAUGUGACUAUCCCAGCUACUGAACAAAGGCAACUUGAGGUUCUUUGCUCACAAGUUCAACCUUGCCAAACCGGAACAAUCCUCAGCAGGUUUCGAGAAGUUUUGGCAGAAAAUGAUGUCUUGCCGUGGGAAAUAGUCUACAUCUUCAAGCAAGUUCUAAAAGAUUUCCUAAGUAGCACUGACAAGGGAAGUCAGCGAGACGGUCUGGAGAGUUCGCGGCAAGCAAACUGUUCAGUUCAUUCUGCAGGCCCAGGGCAAAGUCCCAGGAGAUCAGACAAAGACGAAAUACCCACUAUCUCCAGUUUCGUAGACAAAAACACAAGGCACAGGUUCCCCACAUUCUCACAUCGAAUAUGGAACCUGCCAUACUACUACCCAGCCACUUGA